UUCCUGUUGCUGCUGUCACCUGAGUCAGGGCUAUCGGGGCUGAUGUGAGCGGAGCUUCCUCGUAUUGGGCAGAUUCUGAAUUUCAUCGCAAACUCCGCCUGAUCUUAAAGUGAUUCAUGUUGAAGGGAGAGCGACAUCUGCAGCGUCUUUAUUCAAAACAAGAAGAGAAGGCCAAGGGACGAUUAUGUCAGAAACUAACAAAGAAUUGGUGGAUUUAGUCUGGGGUCGGAGGAACAGCAAAGGUUUGGUGGACAGCAUCUUCAGCAGAUGGACACAAGGAUUUGUCUUCAGUGACUCGGAGUCGACUGCAUUAGAGCAGUUUGAAGGUGGCCCGUGUGCCGUUAUUGCACCAGUGCAGGCGUUUCUGCUGAAGAAUCUUUUGUUCAUUUUCGAGAAACCAAACUGGAGAAAUUGCCACGAGGAUGAGCAGAAGGAGGUCUUGUGCCAAACGCUGUGCGAUAUUAUGGAAAUGUCUAGCUUUAAUCAUUCCAACACGUACGUCUUGGCAACCUGGCUGAAAGGGAAGACCGCUCCGGAAGCAGAAGUGGAACUCCCUGCCGAAUCGAGCCAACGCGAAGAACAGCCGACUGCCUUGGCUGCAGAGGAGCUUGGCUUUGAGCGAUUUCAUGCAUUAAUUCAAAAGAGAACUUUACGAAGUGUUAGUGAACUUAAAGGAGCCAUUUGGGAUGAAUAUUCAACGUGGAGAAACAAGUUUGGAGUCCUGCUGUUCCUCUACUCUGUCAUUCUCACGAAGGGAAUUGAAAAUAUAAAAAAUGAAAUAGAAGACUCAGAAGAGCCUUUGAUAGACCCUGUUUAUGGUCAUGGCAGUCAGAGUUUAAUCAACUUGCUGCUAACUGGACAUGCUAUUUCAAAUGUAUGGGACGGAGACCGAGAGUGCUCUGGGAUGAAACUUCUUGGCAUCCAUAGCCAGGGAACAGUGGGUUUCCUGACAUUAAUGGAAUCGCUACGGUACUGUAAGGUUGGCUGCUACUUGAAGUCUCCAAAGUUCCCUAUCUGGGUGAUCGGGAGUGAAACUCACCUAACUGUGUUUUUUACCAAGGAGAUGACCCUGGUUGCCCCUGAAUCUCCUUCUGAACAAGCAAAAAGAAUUUUCCAAACGUACGACCCAGAAGACAAUGGCUUCAUCCCUGAUGCGCUAUUAGAAGAUGUCAUGAAAGCUCUGGACCUUGUAUCAGAACCAGAGUAUGUAAACCUCAUGAAGACAAAAUUAGACCCAGAAGGACUGGGGAUCAUAUUACUGGGCCCGUUUCUGCAGGAAUUUUUCUCUGAACAGGGUUCAAAAGUUCCGGAAUCAUUUAGUGUGUUUCACUACAAUGGAUUAAAGCAGUCCAAUCGUAAUGAGAAGGUCACUUAUACUGAAGGAACAGCCGUCAUGGGUUUUGAAGAUCCGAGAUUACAGUCGGAUGAUACGCCUAUCAAAAGCUGUCUACAAACCAAAUGGCCAUUUGUAGAGUUGCUCUGGUCUACGGAUAAACCUCCCUCAUUAAACUAAGUUCAUCGUUUUCUACUCCGCUCCCAUGGUUACAUAUUGAACUAUAAAGAACUUUUAAUAUUUACUGGAAACUUUCUAUGCUCGUAUUGGGGUAAAAAGAGUAUUAAUUGAGAUGAUUUAAAAUCAUAUUAUAUUCACAGUGCAGACAUUGGUUUUAGUAAAUGUAAUCUUUAAGGUGAUGAUCAGCCAGUAUCUACAAAGACAAAGUGCAGUUUAAAAUACGUAUUUCAUAAAGGAUCUCAUAAGGUUUGAUAUUUAUAUCUGUGCAUGACACAUAAUGUCAAGGUAUUUUUCUCCUUGUUGAGAAAAAACCUUUUUUUUUUUUUUUUAAUAAUCUGAACGAUUACUCAUUUUUUUUGGAACACGAAAAGAGAGACCCCCCCCCUUGAAUGUUUAAUGUAUAAGUGUAUACAGACCAAAUGUGAAAAGCUUAUCUUUCCCUUUAAAUCUUACCUCUGAUAUCAUCUCAGAUUUUAAGUGCACCUGGUUAACCAAAAUUUAGUUUUUUCUUUUCCUCCCCGAAAAUAAUUUCAUUAUGAACACAUGAGCUGCCAAAUAUAACGACAACUUGCACUUUGAGAACGAGGAUAAUUUUUGAUUUAAAUGUCAAAUGUGUUCUUUUCAACUGCUAAAUUUUACAGUGUCUUAAGGGAUCUGGCAUACGAGAUUACGUAUUGCAGAGGGAUUUUUUUUUCUGCUAUUGUAUGGUUUUUUAAAGUGUUCUCAUACAUAUUGCCAACUACCUUUUCUCCGGCUUCUUCUCAGCCUGCAGCUUAAGCUAGUAUAUUGUAAUGUUUAUAACUGUGUGAAGCGCAUGAGAAACAUCUGUUACUAUACAGACCAUUAUUUAUUAUGAUUGAGUUGCUAACCUUAAAUAAACAAACUUUAUUCUCAA
Molecule: messenger RNA, 2408 nt
Organism: Spea bombifrons (plains spadefoot toad)
Lineage: Eukaryota; Metazoa; Chordata; Amphibia; Anura; Pelobatidae
Gene: MINDY3
Product: MINDY lysine 48 deubiquitinase 3
Exons: 16
Coding region: 185-1513 (442 amino acids)
Biological process (GO): protein K48-linked deubiquitination
Molecular function (GO): calcium ion binding; K48-linked deubiquitinase activity; cysteine-type deubiquitinase activity
Source: RefSeq, a predicted model, not a curated record